ACGCAUUAUACAACGUAUAGUUCCCGGGGAAUCCCAGCGGCGACUAUUUGAGGUCAGAAAUAUAAAAGUGUGGCCAAAAUGAAAGCAGUGCUCGGUGUUUUGCUAAUUCUCGUGACGGUCGCGCCCAAUCUCACCAUGAUAAGCGUUAGUGAAAGUGACAAUUACGUUCGACGACGAGACGAAAUACUAAAAUUAGAGGCAGCAGAAUUCUUAGGAGGCAACGUAAAUUUGAGCGUAAAAGAAAAACGAGUCGAUGAGGUUAUACAGGCAGCAAGAAAACGCGAAAUGAUCAAAGCCCACGAAAACUCGUCGGAAUUUUUACCCUCCCAGCAUUUUUUUAAGGUCAAAAACAAAAUAUCGACGUCGGAAGUUUUCUCGAUUAUCAGAAAACUUCCCAAAGGCGGGUCUCUACACACGCACUUCCUAGCCGGCGUUUCCCUGGAUUAUAUCAUAAAAAAUAUCACGUACAGAAAGGAUAUAUACGGUGGUUACGUUAACGGGGUGUUCAAGUUGAAAUUCUUCGCUGAAGGCGACCCUAACGCGAAUGCCACGUGGACAAAGCUAGAAAAAUACAGACAAAGCGACCCGAAUUUCGACCUUUGGCUGAAAACCCAAUUAUCCCUAGUAGUGGAAAACCCGCAGGAAACCUACCCCACAGCGGACGCUAUUUGGACGAAAUUCAAGAAAACCUUCACAACUCAAUACGACAUGGUAUGCUACAAACCGAUUUUCGAAGAUUACAUAUACCAAUUACUAAAAGAACUGCACGAUGACAACGUGAUGUACACAGAACUAAGAGGUACUUUUAUGCCGUUGUACGAAUUAAACGGUACGAUUUACAACAAAGAGGAGUUUUUCGAAAUAUUCAUCGGAGUAACGGAGAAAUUCAAACGCGACCACCCGGAUUUCCUGGGCGUGCGUUACAUCCACAACCUAUACCGCGGAGUAUCCGUGGAAGAUCUCACCGUCGACCUGCAGGAACUGGUGGAAUUGCAAGAGAAAUUCCCCGAUUUCAUCUGCGGCUUCGACUUCGUAGGCCACGAAGAAGAAGGCCACCGCCUGUUCGAUUUCCAUCGGGCUCUAUUGCCGUUCGCCGGUCGAUUGAAAUUCUUCUUCCACGCCGGAGAGACCAACUGGUUCGGCAGCACCGACUUGAACCUGAUCGACGCGAUUCUGCUGAACGCCAGCCGAAUAGGACACGGUUUCAGCUUCGACAAGCACCCGAAGCUCGCGGAAAUGGCGCGGGAAAAAGAUAUUUGCGUGGAGCUGUGCCCCGUUUCCAAUCAAGUGUUGAAGCUGGUCGACGAUUCGAGGAACCAUCCGGCGGUGAAUUUGCUGGCCAGAGGCUUCCCGGUGGUCGUGUGCAACGACGAUCCGGCCGUUUGGGGCGCCGAAGGCUUGAGCUACGAUUGGUACGUCGCUUUCAUGGCGAUGACGCCCGAAGGCGCCGGCUUGAAGGUUCUGAAGCGACUGGCCUCGAAUUCGCUGUUGUACAGCUCGAUGGGCGAAAGUGGAAAGCGCGACAGCGUUCGGAAAUGGGAGCAGAAAUGGGAGGUGUUUUUGGAUGAAAUACUUAAUCAAUACAAUAAUGUGUAAUUAUUUGAUUGCGCAUUUUUUUAGUUGUAAUUACUUCUGUGGAUAGAUU
Phyllotreta striolata is the source of this 1645-nucleotide messenger RNA. The record is from the annotation of a GenBank genome assembly. NCBI's taxonomy places the organism in Eukaryota, Metazoa, Arthropoda, Insecta, Coleoptera, Chrysomelidae.